Messenger RNA from Camellia sinensis, 980 nucleotides. RefSeq names its product Chaperone DnaJ-domain superfamily protein (gene NDHU). Gene Ontology annotation, cellular component: NAD(P)H dehydrogenase complex (plastoquinone); chloroplast; chloroplast thylakoid membrane. The record is from RefSeq and is a predicted model, not a curated record. NCBI's taxonomy places the organism in Eukaryota, Viridiplantae, Streptophyta, Magnoliopsida, Ericales, Theaceae.
GGGUGAAUACGGCUUGUGCUUCAGAGACUCAAGGACGAUAAAAUAAAAUCAAAUGUGUGUGUGUGUGUGUCCUCUUCCAAAUGGAAAAGAAACUUGUAUUUUAGAAGCAGAAAACUCCCAAAUAAAUGGCUGUGUCAUCUUCCAUGGCGGCGGCAGCAGCAGCAAGUGUCGUUUACAUCUCCAGACGGCAGAACGUUGCAUCAUCAUGGGCUUCAAGAAGAAAAAGAAGAAGAAGAAGUUGUUGUUGCCCGUUCUUCUCCCAAUCCAGAAUCAUUACUACUGCCUUCCCAACAAAACCCCCCAAAUACGUAAUACGAUGCACCGCCACUGGUAAUCCAUCUCCAGAAACCGAGACUCCUGUUGAAGUUCCCAAAGGACCUCCUUCUCUCAUUUCUGCUCUUAAUGUCGAAAGAGCUCUUCGCGGGAUCCCAAUUACAGAUGUAGAUCACUAUGGCAGACUUGGAAUCCAAAAGUCCUGUCCAUUUGAUCAGGUUUAUGUGGCAUAUAAGAACAAGGUAGAAGCUUUGAUGAACGAAGGAGUAGACGAAGAAGCACUCAACAAGAAGCUUGAGCUUUUAAAGGAAUCGUACUCGGUUUUGUCGAAUGCACAAGAGAGAAGACUGUACGAUUGGAGCUUGGCUAGGAGUGAGAAGCCAGACACAUACAUAUGGCCUUUCGAGGUCGACACCACAAAAAAAUCAACCGAGUCUCCUCCUCCACAGGAACCAGAAGACGAAAGGCCAACAACCUUAGUUGGAUACUUCAUGUUGGGCUGGUUCAUACUUGCUUUCACUUUGUCCAUUGCACUCAAUCUACUAUAGGAUGAUAUUGUACCACUACACCUUCUAACUUCAAUCUUUUUUAAAUUCUGAACCAGUCUUUGUUCAUUUGUUUUAUUUUAUGUAUGAUACAGCACGGAAAAUUGUGUGCUCUAUUUUUGUUGAAGCUGGAAUGAAUAUUUUGCUUCCAUUAUUUAUUAA